GAUUUGACAAUACCGCGCCGGCACCUGAUUGGAGGAGGCGAUUAGCCGCUACUGAUCAAUUUGGUAUAAAUGGUGCGGGAUCCGUAUCCAGAAAUCAGAUUCAUCCGAAGUUCUAUCCUAUCGGGAGCAUCUUCUACUCUGACCAUGCAGUUCCUAAUCGUCGCUUGCGCUCUUUUGGGCGUGGCUCUUGGCCAGUACAACACAUACCAAGGCUUCCCAGGCUACCAGGGCAACCAGGGAUACCCAGGAUACCAGGGCAACCAGGGAUACCCAGGAUACCAGGGAUACCGGGGAUACCAGGGAUACCAGGGAUACCCAGGAUACCAGGGAUACCAAGGAUACCAGGGAUACCAAGGAUACCAGGGAUACCGUGGCUACCCCGGAUUCCAGCCCGCCAAGCCUGUUGAGACCAAAGAGAAGGAAAUAGUCCCGGUCAAAUCGGUCUUCCCCGUCAAUCCAGUCGUCACUCCAGUCUACACCAAGGGAGCGUACGAAAGCGGAGUCUACGCCCGUAUUUUGGCCCAAGAACAGGAUGUCUCUCCGGACGGUUCUUACUCCUACAGAUACAGUACUGACAACGGAAUCUCCGCUGCCGAGAGCGGCUCUCCCGCCAACGGUCCCACCGGUCCAGUAGAGGUUGUUAACGGAGAGUACUCUUACGUCGCCCCCGACGGUACUCCCUUCCAAGUCCGAUACGUCGCUGACGGAAACGGCUUCCACCCCCAGGGUGUCCACAUCAGCACUGUAGGUUCAGGAUACGCCCGACAGUACGAGGGUCGCGCCCUUAACGUUGUGGCUAAGCCCGUAGAAGCAGCAAAGAACAAGGAAAUACGGAGAAGGAGUCCUGAUCACUUUCAUAUAAAUAGAGCGAACUCGGACUCCAGAAAUCAAAUUAACCCGGAGCUCAAUCCUCUCGACAGCAUCAUAUCGUUGAACAUGCAGUUCUUAAUCGUCGCUUGUGCUCUUUUGGGAGUGGCUCUUGGCCAGUACAUCGGGUAUCCAGGAUACGAAGGAUACGCUGGAUACUCCGGCGUGUACCCAGGAUACCGAGGAUACUCGGGAUACCCAGGAUACACGGGAUAUCCAGGAUACCGAGGAUACUCGGGAUACUCAGGAUACUCUGGAUUAUACCCAGGAUACGCAGGAUACGACGGAUACCGUGGCUACCCCGGAUACGCCGGCUACCAGACCUUCAAGCCCAUCGAAUCAAAGGCGAAGGAAGCAUUCAAGAAAAUUGCAACGGUAGCCGAGGUUAACCCAGUGUUUCCGGUAGUCGCUCCAGUCGUCCCGAUCGUCCCGAAGGCGUUGGGAAGCGAAUCCUACGCCCGCAUCGUCAACCAGGAUCAGGCCAGCGCUCCGGAUGGUAGUUACAGGUAUAGCUACCAGACUGAGAAUGGAAUCACUGCUGCCGAGAGCGGCUCAUCAGUCGUUGGUCGCAACGGUCCAGAAGAGGCUGUGGUCGGAGAGUACUCUUACACCGCCCCCGACGGAACUCCCAUCCAAGUCCGUUACACCGCUGAUGAAAACGGUUUCCAUCCCCAAGGAGUCCACAUCCCGAGCACCGCCAGAUACCAGAAAAGAGCCGCUUCUGCCGCUGAAAAAUGAAACUUGGCGAAGACACUGUCAAGGCUGACCGACAAGGCUACGAGCUGCGACCGUCGUCGAACCCUAAAACGAACUAAUAUUAAUUAUGACACAUAAAUUCAUGUUAGAUCUGUUUCAUUUUUUACCGAUAAUCCAGCUAUAUACGAUUAACGCUAUUGUAAUUAACGUCCGAUGUAUAACGGGAUUUGAAUAAAAAACAUAUACCCACGACAA
This is a messenger RNA of Neodiprion fabricii, 1818 nucleotides long. RefSeq names its product collagen alpha-1(IV) chain-like. Gene Ontology annotation, molecular function: structural constituent of chitin-based larval cuticle. Gene Ontology annotation, cellular component: chitin-based extracellular matrix. Lineage: Eukaryota; Metazoa; Arthropoda; Insecta; Hymenoptera; Diprionidae. The transcript has 8 exons. The coding region runs from base 70 to 1605 and encodes 511 amino acids. The record is from RefSeq and is a predicted model, not a curated record.